Molecule: messenger RNA, 2272 nt
Organism: Lotus japonicus
Lineage: Eukaryota; Viridiplantae; Streptophyta; Magnoliopsida; Fabales; Fabaceae
Product: glycosyltransferase family 92 protein RCOM_0530710
Exons: 1
Coding region: 222-2051 (609 amino acids)
Source: RefSeq, a predicted model, not a curated record
AUUAUUAUUCCACUGCAAAGACAAAGAAAGACAGAGAAGAAGAAGAGAGAUAAAGAACCUUCUUACCCUUUUCUUUUGUUUUCUUUUCCUCUUUGACGACUGGUCCAUUCCGCGUCCAGUUGCCAAAUGCCCAAAAUCUCAACCUCCCUCAAUCAUUCACACAUUUUUUCUUCUUCCACUUCUUCUCCACCAUCAUCACCACCAACCUCCACCACCAUAAGAUGGAAACUGAGCAACGGAGGAAGAGGAAGAGAGUGAUGAUGGUGAGGCUGAGACACCUUCAUAUUUCAUCAAGAACAAUUUUCCUUUGCUUCUCCUUCUUCAUCUUCCUUCUCUUCUUGUCUAAUCACCAUAGCUUCUUCUUCUUCGCCUCCUACAAUUUCCGACCCUCUCUUACAGCCUCCACCUUAUCCCUCUUAUACUCCUCCGCCAGCCACUCAAUUCUUGACCCUCUCACCACCACCACCACCUCCUCCUCCUCCUUCACACUCCAACACCGCAUCCUCUUCCCCGACCACUACCUUAUCUUCCUCGCCAACCAACAAAAAAACCAACCCCACGAACUAGACUGCGUCUACUACACCCUCCUCCCCAACGGUUCCGCCACCGGUUCACAUGAACCGGUGGUGCUUGAUGUUCAGGUGCUGCCGGUUCUGUCAACGGACCGGUACGACGAAUCUCGAUCCAUUGCCAGGUGCCCAUUUCCCCGGACGAACCGCUCUGCCGCCGGAGGGUCUGUAGUCGUCGACUUGCGGCGGAGAGGCGAGGUGGGUCGCCGGAGUUUGGGUUUUUUGACGAACCGGACGGCUCAAUCUUGGGACAGGGUGGCUUACGAGGCGAGGCUGGACGGGGACACGGUGGUGGUGUUUGUGAAAGGGCUGAAUCUGCGACCCCAUAAGAUCUCGGAUCCGACCCAUUUCCGGUGCCACUUCGGGGUGAGGAAUUUCCACAAAGACGGUUCGUUUUUGCUGAGCACGAGAGCGGUUUCGGUGGCUCAAGAAGUAGUGAGGUGCUUGUUGCCGGAGAGUAUCAGGAGUAACCCGGGUAAGGCUCGAGGGAUUCGAGUCACGGUUAGCCAUUUGAGUGGCAAUGUGAGGCACCCGGUUCGUGCUCUUGUUCCUUCUGUGGCUAGAAUUGCAGGCAGUGAUGGAGUUCAGAGGAGGAGGAAAGAUAAGUAUGAGCUGUGUGUGUGUACCAUGGUGUGGAACCAAGCUUCUGCUCUUAGGGAAUGGAUUAUGUACCAUGCGUGGCUUGGAGUGGAGCGUUGGUUUAUCUAUGAUAACAAUAGUGAUGAUGAUGUUGAAAAGGUGAUUCAGGAUCUUGACCUUCAAGGGUAUAAUGUUAGUAGACAGGCUUGGCCUUGGAUUAAGACUCAAGAAGCAGGGUUUUCCCACUGUGCUUUGAGGGCUAGAGAGGAGUGCAAAUGGGUGGGGUUCUUUGAUGUUGAUGAGUUUUUCUACUUCCCCCGUGAGUUUCAUCGCCAGAUUAGGCAGGGCGUUCCUGGUGAGAAUUCUUUGAGAUCGGUGGUCGCCAAUUACUCGAAUUCAAAAUCCAUUGCAGAGAUAAGAACAGCUUGCCAUAGCUUUGGACCUUCUGGGUUGAACUCAGCCCCUAAACAAGGGGUUACUACUGGGUACACAUGCCGGCUUCAGAGCCCUGAAAGGCACAAAUCCAUCGUGCGGCCGGAUUUGCUCGAUGCCAGUCUUCUGAAUGUGGUACACCAUUUUCAGCUGAGGGAGGGUUUCAGGUACCGGGACAUGCCUGAAGGUUCUGCUAUAAUUAACCACUACAAGUACCAGGUAUGGGAGACAUUCAAAGCCAAGUUCUCCAGAAGAGUUGCUACCUAUGUUGUUGACUGGCACGAGGACCAAAACAAAGGAUCAAAGGAUAGAGCGCCGGGACUAGGAACCGAAGCAAUUGAACCACCUAAUUGGCGGUUAAGGUUUUGUGAGGUUUGGGAUACUGGCUUGAAGGACUUCCUUCAGUCUUAUUUUGCUGAUCCUGCAACAGGGUUGAUGCCCUGGGAAAGGUCUUUCUUUAAUGGAUACUGAUCAGGGUGCUAACUUCUUGGUAGCUGGUACCCGUGUAAAGCAUGUGAUAUUCAUACUUGUUAGGCAUUCAUUCUUUGCAUAGUUUUUGGGGGGUAUAUUUGUAACAGAAUUUUUGUUUUUCUUUUGUUUUCUAAAUGAUUAUAUGAAUAUAGAACAGACUCACAGAGCUUAUACAGAUGUAUAUUUCCAGAAAUAUGAAUGAAUUUCCCUUCCAUUUUUUA